AUUGCGUCCUCUCCCACCCUUCUGCAUCGCCAAUGAACGCCACACUCGAUGGGAUCGAAGGCAAUCGAAAGCAACAACUCGACGUUGUCCGCGCUAGCUGAAGGAUAAAUACGACUGGAUUUCACCAUGAGGCUGUCAUGUUGCUCCAUUGCCUUGCUGCUCUUCAUCUUCCUUCCCCGAGCCUGUCAGGGAGGGAACAUCCUGGUUUUUCCAGCCGAGGGCAGCCACUGGGUGAACAUGGAGAUCCUCAUGCGAGGGUUGCACUCGCAGGGGCACAACCUGACGAUCGUACGCCCCAGCAAGACGUGGUACGUUAAGGACGAUGCCACCUACUACAACACCAUCAGCGUGCCUGUGGAAAGGAGCUUGGACAAAGACUUUAUCAGCGGCCUGAUUAAUGAGGUCAUGGAGUAUGAAAGGGGCUCACUGCCCCUGGUGUCGUUUCUCUACAUGAGUGUGGGAAUGAUCGGGACAUUCUUGGAAGCUCACAAGACUGUGGGUGAAUUCACCACGGCGAUUCUCGACAACCAAGACUUAAUGAGGAGACUGAACGACAGCAAGUUCGACCUGAUGCUCACUGACCCCUGCUGGGGUAGUGGCAUCAUUGUGGCCAAAUAUUUGAACCUCCCUGUAGUGUACAACGUCCGCUGGAUCAUCGCCACUGAGGGCCACAUGGCCAUCGCGCCAACGCCGCUUUCUUACAUUCCCAUCACAGGAACUGGUAAUAGCAACAAAAUGACAUUUUUUCAAAGAGUCAAAAACAUGAUUGUGUUUCUAAUCGGCUAUGUGCAACAUAACCUGGUCGUCAAGAAGACAUACCAGAAAAUAUGCGACAAAUAUCUCGGUCCUGAUAGCGACAUGCAUCAUCUACUUCUUUCCGCUGACCUUUGGCUCAUGAGGGUGGACUUUGUCUUUGAGUUUCCUCGCCCCACCAUGCCCAACAUCAUCUACAUAGGAGGCUUCCAAUGUAAACCUGCCAAGCCUCUACCCAGCCACCUGCAGGAUUUUGUCCAGAGUUCUGGAGAGUACGGAGUCAUCCUCAUGUCUCUAGGAACAUUUGUGAGCGAACUCCCCACUGACUUGGCCGACAUGAUUGCGGCAGCUUUCGCUAAGCUCCCCCAGAAGGUCAUUUGGAGGUAUAACGGUGCUAAACCUUCCACACUGGGCAACAACACUCUCCUGCUGAACUGGGUGCCGCAGAACGACCUGCUCGGGCAUCCCAAGAUGAAACUCUUCGUGGCUCACGGUGGGACAAACGGCGUUCAGGAAGCUAUUUACCACGGAGUUCCUGUGGUGGGAAUACCCAUGUUUUUCGAUCAGCAUGACAACCUGCUGCGUCUCACAGAGAGAGGAGCAGCUGUGGUAGUCACGUUAGCCGCAGUGGACAAAGACGACAACUUCCUGAAGGCCCUACAGGAAGUUCUUACCAAUCCAACCUACCGGAACAACAUGCAGAGGCUUUCCAGGCUGCACAAAGAUCAGCCCAUCCCGCCUCUUGACAACGCCCUCUUCUGGAUUGAGUUUGUCAUACGGCACAAAGGCGCGGCACACCUGAAGACUGAGUCCUACAAGAUGCCCUGGUAUGCCUACUACUCUGUGGACGUGUAUCUGUUCCUGGCUGGAGCUUUGCUGGCUCUGAUUUUAAUAGUUUUUGUCAUAAUCAAAUGCUUGUGCUCUGCUUUAUGUCGGAUUAAAGUCAAGCGUGAGUAGAUAAAUCACAUUGUUUUAAACAUGCAUAGGGAACCGUUGCCUAUUCGCAAGUCACUAUUCACAAACUCACUCGUGAUUUUUUUUCUUCUGAUGAACCCAAUGAUCAACUUUUUGCUGAAAAACUCAUCUACUCAUCUAUUUCUGUAACGUAACAAGAUGCCACCCAAAAUCGCCCCACUUCUUCUAAGGCACCAGGUUAGCUAGUGUUGGCCACCAGCUGAUACUCGGCCAACUGGGAAGCGAAAAGCAGCGUGAUGACAGAUUAAAUUAGACGUCUGAAAGGCAGGCUAGGCUCCAUGUGGUUGUGGGGUGGUAAACUUCUCAAGAUAAUACAGAGAACGGUCCGGAUUGCUAUUGGCAGUAGGGGAAAUUAACAGAAGAUCAGCUGGUAACACCUAGCCACUCAACAGUACACUAAAUAUUGUACUGUAGGACCAAACUAAAGAUAUUUUGCGACAUGUAAUGAUAAUAAUAAUAAUAGGGUGGAUGACUGGUUAGCACGUCUGCCUCACAGUUCGAGGACCCGGGUUCAAAUCUGUUCUCCCCUAUGUGGAGUUUGCAUGUUCUCCCCGUGCCUGUGGGUUUUCUCCGGGUACUCCAGUUCCCUCCCACAUUCCCAAAACAUGCAUGGUAGGUUAAUUGAAGACUCUAGAUUGCCCGAAGGUGUUCAUUUGAGUGCAAAUGGUUGUUUGGCUAUAUGUGCCCUGCGACUGGGCGGCAACCAGUUCAGGGUGUAUCCCGCCUCUAGCCCAGAGUCAACUGAGAUAGGCGCCAGCACGCCCACGACCCUAGCAUAAGCAGUACAGAAAACGGAUGGAUGGAUAAUAUUAAUCCAUCGAUCCAUUUUCUUUAACCACUUCUCCACACUAGGGCGUGCUGGAGCCUAUCCCAGUUUUCUUCGGGCGAGAGGUGGGGUACACCCUGAACUGGUCGCCAGCCAACUGCAGGGCACAUAUAAACAACCGUGCUGUUGAUAAUAUUAAUCCAUCCAUCCAUUUUCUGAGCCGCUUCUCCUCACUAGGGUCGCGGGCGUGCUGGAGCCUAUCCCAGCUGUCAUCGGGCAGGAGGCAGGGUACACCCUGAACUGGUUGCCAGCCAAUCGCAGGGCACAUAGAAACCAACAACCAACAUUCACACCUACGGGCAAUUUAGAGGUGUCAAUUAACCUACCAUGUCAUGCCUACGGGCAAUUUAGAGUCUCCAAUUAAUGGAUAAUAUUAAUAAUAAUAAUAAUUAAUGUCCUCUGUCAUCUUGUUCUAUUGGUUCGUUUUUGCAUGUCCUCUUCGGGUGCACCCCCCAUCCACAAAUAAGAACAUGAUUUGACUGUUGUAACAUUACUUCUGCUCAAAUAUCUUAGACUAACUAUUGUUCUGCUGUGGUUCACACCCCUAUUCCCCUUGUCCGUUCUGUCCCUCUGUCUGUCUCCUAAAAUCCUUUUAUGUUCAGCUGCAUUUUUAAACAUCGGCAUAAUUUAAACAAAUUAAAAAGUAAGCAGAGGGAGUAUUUCCAACUCCCCUGUUGCACUGCGAAACUGUUCCAGCACAAAAGACAGAUCCAGCAUUCUGCAUGGCCAUGCAGCAGAAUAGGACAGGUUUUCAUAAUCCAUCCAUCCAUUUUCUGAACCGCUUCUCCUCACUAGGGUCGCGGGCGUGCUGGAGCCUAUGCCAGCUAUCAUCGGGCAGGAGGCGGGGUACACCCUGAACUGGUUGCCAGCCAAUCGCAGGGCACAUAGAAACAAACAACCAUUCGCACUCACAUUCACACCUACGGGCAAUUUAGAGGUGUCAAUUAACCUACCAUGCAUGUUUUGGGGAUGUGGGAGGAAACUGGAGUGCGCGGAGAAAACCCACGCAGGCACGGGGAGAACAUGCAAACUCCACACAGGCGGGGCCGGGGAUUGAACCCCGGUCCUCAGAACUGUGAGGCAGACACUCUAACCAGUCUUCCACCGUGCCACGGUUUUCAUAAUAAUAAUAAUAAUAACAAUAAUAAUAGUAAUAAUUAAUUGCAUUUAUAGGACACUUUACAUCAAACAAAUGAUCUCAAAGUGCAGUACAUCUAUGAGGAGGUAGGCAACAUUUAAACUAGACUUUACACCGAUCUGUUCGGCCUGAUCGGUAUCAGCCAAGACAAAUUUGCUGUUUCACGAUUGCAGACUACUGCAAUAAAAUCUUGUAUUCCGAUACCACCGCAUCCCGUCUUUCACAAUCACUGGGCUUUAUCUUGUCAACUCAAACCCGACCGGAUGAACUUGUUAACAUGGCGACGACAACAAUAAUGGAUCACAUCGUGUGUAUUAUAAGAACAAUAUGGGGGAAAAGGUGUGGUGGUGGUCACCGGUGCUUGGGAGAUUACGUUCAUUUAAUGCUUGCUUGAGGUAUGUUCAUGUACUUUUAAUGUGAUUUGGCUCGCAAGCAGACAACAAAACGUUAUGUAGCCUAGCAAGCUAGUGCUAGCACUAACGGUUGUACCGGCGUUAUGUCGAAUCAGGCUCUGAAGUUUCAGUGUGUGUGAAGCUUUUUUCUUAGAAUAAAGUAAUUCAACUUCAGUAUAUCAGUUGUACUGUUGGUUUGACCUAACUGAUUAGCAUACAUGACCUGACAAGAGCAGUGAUUUCCAACCUUUAUGGAGCGAAGGCAACCAUUUCAGUGUGUACCCCGCCUCCUGCCCGAUGAUAGCUGGCAUAGGCUCCAGUACUCCCGCGACCCUAGUGAGGAUAAGCGGCUCAGAAAAUGGAUGGAUGGAUGGAUGUUUUGUGGUAAUAGCUUGUGGCUUAUUUAGGGUUUAAACUAUUAUCAUCAAAAAUUGUGGGGGGGGGGGAGGGGUGCACAUUUUUGCUAGUCAUGUCGUGGCUUUGUUCCUAAUACUCAUGUAUAGGAUAAGUUAACUGUACUGUAAAAAUACUGUUUCCUCAAAUAGUGUCCGCCUCUCUAAAAUUAGACGCAUUGCCUGUACCCCAAUUAGUCGCCAGGUGCUUAAUUCGCUUAAUGCACAUAAAUGCCUCCCUUAAAUAGAGGCCUCCUUACUAAAACUGGAAUUGCCUCUGUUCAUAGGAGAUAUUGUUCACACAUGGACAUGAACAACUGAGCCCAUUUGAACAUCACUAAACAAAAGAGCAACACCUCCCGAGGCUCGUAAACAGUCUCUCAGAUUAAUUUGAGUGCGGACACUUACUGCAUGUUGUAAACGGUUUUCCUGCACAGUAUUAAAGAUGAUCUUACCUUAUGUGGCGAUGUUGUCAAUUAACGUUUCCAUAGAUUGCGACGUGGUUGCUCCACAUUGUUGCGCACAUCCAUGUUUGUCCACCCUGUCUGCCUUGGUUAUUUCUGUAUAUCCUCCAUAUGAAUAGUCCUUUGUCUCAAAGUACACUUUUGCUUGACAUGAAUUGUAACGUACCAGUAAAGUUGUUUACUAUUGUUUUUGGGAACCUCAUUUCGGAACCUCUUAAAUGCCUCAGCCCACUCCUGCAGCUAAGGAAAUAAAUGCAAUUAGCCACUAUUUGCGGAAUUAAGUAUUUGAUUUUGACUUUCUUGUUAGCAUUCUGACCACUAAUCUGCCUGCAGAGAACACUGUACAAAUCAAACCACUAAAUAGAUGUGAGAUGCAAUUCAUUGUAUGUUUGUCUGGUUUGCACAUUGUGGUUAAGAAAGUGGAUAGUUAAUUGAUUAAUUAAAUACAUAGCCUCUGAGUUAUUCAAAUUUAAAAUCCCUUGGGAAAUAAUGUAAAUGAAGUAAUACGAGUCAAACUGUUGACAUACUGAUAAAAUGUGGUUAAUCACAAUUGUAAGUAUUAACUGUAUAAUGUUUUAAGUCAAAUUUUAACAUUUGCAACUGUCAUACAAGUAUAAAAAGUUAACUUUUAAUAAAAUAAAAUGUACAAAUAAAUUGUGUGUUCACUUCACUUUGAGCGGCUCGGUCCAAACGCAUCCGCCUCACAGUUCUGAAGGUGGGAGUUUGAAUCCGGGCUCUGGCCCGUUUAGAGAUUGCAUGUUCUCCCUGUACUUGUGUGGGUUUUCUCUGGGUACGCCGGUUUCCUCUCACAUUCCAAAAACAUUCAUGUCUUGGAAUUGACUGGCUACCAGUCCAGGGUAUACGCUGCCUUUCACUCAAAGUCAGCUGGGAUACGCACACCUGCGACCCUAGUGAAGCGAAGUGGUCCGUCGAUCAUAAGGAACUUGCUUGGGAGGUGAGUCCCUCCCUGUGCACCUGUGGUUCUUUUAUUAUUUAUGUCAACUAAUUGUUGUGACGACAGAGAGUCCCCAGUGGGGGUUUUAAGUUUGGGACGGGUGGUGACUUCUUCCCGACUUGUCCUUGCGUGGUGGAGAGUAAGUGAAAUGCUGUGAUUAUCUUUUUAGCCUCCUCCAAUUGGCAGAUUUAUUGUGCAUCCACAUCAACGCUCACGCUCUUUGAUUUAGCGAGGUGACAUUGUCACAUCACGAAUGGCAACAGGACAUCUUGUACCGUAAUAGAUGAAGUAAGGGUACACUCAUAUACUGUAUUAGUACUUAACAGGGGGUAACCCGUCUCCUGCUCCGCAAAAAAAUAAAAACAUUAGAAUUAAAACUAUCUGUGUGGCCUGGUACCAUGACUUUGAACUUUUACCCUGUAUUGCAUUGUUUUAAAAUUUGUCGAAAAAAACAUUGAAAAAAGCAAUUUGUCUGUCUUUGUUAGCUGUUUGUGAAAUGUUGUGCUUGCAUGCUACAUUCGAUCAAAUCCUGUGCAUCUCCUAGGGGCUAAGCACCUUUUUUGGGAAUGAUGCAACAAGUUUUUCACACCUGGAUUUGGGGAUCAUCUGCCAUUCCUCCUUGCAGAUUUACUAAUAUCCAUCCAUCCAUUUUCUGAGUCGCUUCUCCUCACUAGGGUCGCGGGCGUGCUGGAGCCUAUCCCAGCUGUCAUCGGGCAGGAGGCGGGGUACACCCUGAACUGGUUGCCAGCCAAUCGCAAGGCACAUACAAACAAACAACCAUUCGCACUCACAGUCACAGUCAUGCCUACGGGCAAUUUAGAGUCUCCAAUUAAUGCAUGUUUUUGGGAUGUGGGAGGAAACCGGAGUGCCCGGAGAAAACCCACGCAGGCACGGGGAGAACAUGCAAACUCCACACAGGCGGGGCCGGGGAUUGAACCCGGAUCCUCAGAACUGUGAGGCUGACGCUCUAACCAGUCGGCCACCGUGCCGCCGAUUUACUAAUAAAUCAGCAAAAAUUUCAACAAUUAAAUUUUUUUUCUGUCAAUAUGGUUCAAUUACAGCAUGGUGGGCGACUGGUUAGCACCUCUGCCUCACAGUUCUGAGGACCGAGGUUCAAAUCCCGGCCCCGCCUGUAUGGAGUUUCCCAUGUUCUCCCCAUGCUUGCUUGGGGUUUCUACGGCCUCUCCGGUUUCCUCCCAAAUCCCAAAAACAUGCAUUAAUUGAGGACUCUAAAUUGCCUCUAGGUGUGAAUGUGAGUGAGAAUGGUUGUUUGUUUCUAUGUGCCCUCCAAUUGGCAAUUGUCGAUGCUGUGGAGUCAGAACAGCGCACACACGCUGAACUAAAAAAGAAGAUUAAGGUGGAUGUGAAGCGGAGGAUAGCUGCCCACCGCCAAAGGGUGGCUAAAACAGGCGGAAGAACCGGCGCAGAAGGCCUCACUCCGUUCGAGGAGAGAAUCGCUGCAAUCAUGGGUGAUGCUGCUCUCUCAGGGGUGGUGGGAGAACGUGUUUGACUGAUCAUGCCACAAGGUUAACACCAUGUAUUUUUAUAACUCACAACAAAUGUGUUCAUACAGUAACCUACACUCAGCCCUGUGAGAUAAAGGUCAUGCGUAAAUGUUGUAUGUGUGGUAUUUGUAAUCAAUCUUUUGAAUUCAAAUAGAAGCACAUCAGCAUAUCAAAGAGGAUAUCACAAACUUUUAGUCCUUUUUGAUGACUCAAUUUAUUAUUUUAAUACACAGUAGAGGACACGCACACUGAAAAUAAAAAUAAAAAAAAUUUUUAGGAGAAGAUUACCCCUCUUCUCAUGUCAUUUUCAACACAUUUUAAUCAUGUGAAACCGAUGUACAUGUUCAAAUUAAGUAAAUUCAAAGGACUCUUUUUUUCAGUGCAUGUGCUGGAGUCACAAGAAGCGAUUGUGAGGGCAAUAUGCGGCAUAAAUGAUCGCCUUGAUCAAUUAAUAGGAGUCCUCACAAAUAUCAGUGAUUUAUUAAAUACAUUAACAAAUGAA
This is a messenger RNA of Phyllopteryx taeniolatus (common seadragon), 7902 nucleotides long. Its product is annotated as UDP-glucuronosyltransferase 2C1-like. Bases 127 to 1710 code for a protein of 527 amino acids. The record is from RefSeq and is a predicted model, not a curated record. Gene Ontology annotation, molecular function: UDP-glycosyltransferase activity. The transcript has 2 exons. Lineage: Eukaryota; Metazoa; Chordata; Actinopteri; Syngnathiformes; Syngnathidae.